Messenger RNA from Closterium sp. NIES-67, 6447 nucleotides. The record is from the annotation of a GenBank genome assembly. NCBI's taxonomy places the organism in Eukaryota, Viridiplantae, Streptophyta, Zygnematophyceae, Desmidiales, Closteriaceae.
AGCCAUGCGGUUCAGAGUACAAUACAGACCAGGUAACUUCUCACUUAUGGUCACAAAUACCGCUUAGCUGGUCGUCCAACAGCGACCACCUUCAGACUCGACCGUUAUGAUGUGAAUGCUUCCUGAACGGCUUCAAGCUUGGAUCGGCUGUGCCAACGUAGUUAAUUAGUGUUCAGAUACCGAAGAAGGUCGACGAUACCUUGAUUUCUCGUCUACCAAGUCAAUCGAUCGGUAUUUGAAACCGUCCAUGACUUCUAAUCAUGGAAGCGUCUCAUAAUCCUGAUUCCUGUUGCCUAAAUUAAGUCGCUGCUGCCUCCUUCUCAUGCCGACGAAAUGGGGACGUGGCGAAGAGACUUCGGUUGCUGUAGCGGGCUUCGCCGGUUUCGCACAAUUUCUCUCAUCCUUCUGCCAUUCAUUCUGCUCGUCGCCGGAAUUUCUCUCGCAACAGGUGUAAAGUGCAAGCGAAACGAAUGCUCCAGCACCGUUACAAUCUCAUUCAUUACAGUCGCAUUCACAUGCCUCCUGCGUCUGUUUUGGGCCGUAGGCGCAGCAGCAGCUCAGGCAGCAGCUGCUGACGCGAUAACCGUAGCCGGCUCAGCGCAGGACUUCGCGUCUCUUAACGAGAGCGGGAAAUCGGCUUACAAGGAGGACGAAGCUCCUGGCAGAGGCGGAAGCAGCAGGGUCGCUGCUGCACGCGAGAAAAGCAGGAGAAGAGGAGCAGCAGGGAAAGCAGGAGGAGGAGGGGGGGGAGGGGCAGGGGGUGGGGAAGUGGGAGUGGGAGGGGGAGGAGGAGGAGGGGGAGGAGGGGGAGGAGGAGGCGGAGGAAUCAGCGGAGGGGGGGAAAAUGGCAGCGGGGGAGGAGGAGGCGGAUGGGACUUGGGAAAGAGUGGGAGUGAUGCGGAGUCUGACUGGGACGAGGAGCAGCAGGCCCUGCGGCUCUCGAGCUCCUUGUCUGGCAGUGCGAACAAGUCAGAACGCCAGCGUCACUACAGGGCGUGGGUGAGGUGGAGCAGGGUGGGCCAUGUGGUAACCCUGUUACAAACGGGCGCAUCUCUCUUCCUCACUGUGGCCGUCGUCCAAUCGAUGCUGGACUCUGACCUACCCUCAUGCCCCUUAAAGUUGGGCUAUCAAGGACCCUCGGCCUACCUCCUCCCAGUGGCUCUCCUCGUCCUUACCGCCAGCUGGAUUACCGUCGGUGGGCAGUGCUUAGCUGGCAGCGACGUGCUGAUGUGGCGGUCGUUCUAUGCCAUGCGGGACCGCGCGUGGCGGGCACACUAUCGGGAGAUGUUCAACUGGAGCAUCCGGGAGAUACUGUGUUGUAUGGGGCGGGCAAGACCCUGGGACGAGGUAGACGACGAGGUGGACAUAGUGGCAUCGCUGCUGGGGGAUGUGAUGGCGUACAGGGCUGUGGGGGCGAGCCACCUAGAGCUCCUGGCAGGACUAGCUCUCCUGCAAUCCAGUCGCCCGCUACCACCUGUCACCACCCACACCUCCUCCUCCUCUUACUCCACCCAUCUUGACACACUCCCAGCCACCACCGCAUCCACCCUCCUCUCCUCCACCCCUCCACCCUCUGCCUUCGACGCCUUGGACGCUGAUAGCAUCAACAGCACCACUGCCACCAGCAGCGCCACAGGCAGCACCGCAAGAGGCAUUGAGAGGAACACUGGAGCAGAGAGUGUUGGCUAUGAGGGGAGCAGCAGCAGCAGCAGUGAGAGGGCGAUGGAGGGGGGUCCUUUUACCUCCCGGCCUGUCCCUGUGCCGAUGGGCUUGAUUGAAGAGGCUGCUGCCCUGCUGCCGCUUGCUAUAGCUGCCUACACGGGUCCACUGUUGGAUAUCGGCCGCUACCCGUUCACCUUUGCAUGUGCAUGGGUGUGGAGGCAAGGCAUGUUCUUUCCAUGGCAGCAGUACAGGUACCCCGCGUUGCAAGGUGACAACUGGUGGAGGGGCCAUGCGUCGGCCUUCCUAAAGUACCUCCACCUUCCCCCAUCCGCCCUCAGAAAGGCGCGGGUCAGACAGGAAGCAGCGGGGCAGGCGGUGUACUUCGUGGUGGUGCUGCAUCAGCUGCGCUUGGUGGUGGUGGCAGUGAGAGGCACGGAGUCGCUAGAAGACAUGAUCAUAGACGGGCUGGGGAGGGAGUGUCCUCUGAGCGAUGCUGACAUGGCAGGCAUCGCAAGGUCGGAGCUCCAGCGCCCAUCAACAAGCGACAGGCUGGUGCCCUACUUUGGGCAUGCGGGGGUGGUGACAGCAGCAAGGGACCUGGCGUUACAGUUGGACAACAUGGGGGACUGGGGAGGGGAGGAGGGUAAAGCAGGAGGGGAGAGAGUGGAGGAUGGGGGAGGUGGGGAUGAAGAGGAGGGGUCGUUACUGGGGCGGAAGGAGAAGAAGAAAGCGAGAGGGAUCCUGUCCGAGCUGCUGGGGGAGGGGGGUGAGUGCGAGGGGUAUGGGCUGCGACUAGUGGGCCACUCCAUGGGUGGUGCUGUGUGCAGCCUCACAGCUAUCCGGUUACGGAAGCGCUUCCCAGAAGUGAGGGCGAUCGGCUACGGGUCCAUGCCCUGUGUUGACUUCGCCACUGCUUCUGCCUGCUCCAACUUCAUCACCACAUUUGUGUACAACGAUGAAUUCUCCCCACGAACCUCAGUGGCGUCUGUCAUGCGCCUCAGAGCAGCAGCCCUCAGAGCCGUUGCUGCAGACACCCGCGCAGGGGGACUCCUAGGCACGGCUGUAGCCGCCAUGGGGCCGGGCGCUCAGGCCAGGAGUGGGAUGAGGGCAGUGGCUGUGGAUCGGCUGCUGUCUCGGCUCUUCACACUGCCUUUUGGAGCAGGCAGAGGAGAUGCAGGUAAAGAGUUGGGUGGGGUGGGGGACGGAGGAGGAUUAGUAGUGCCAGAAUCAGGGUUCGGGAUCCCAAGUCAGGGGGAGCAGGAGCAGCAGCAGGAGCAGGAAGAGCAGGGCAAGCAGAAACUGCAACGGAUGGCGAGUUUCGCUCUGACUGCUGCAGCAUCAGCCGCUUCUGCUGCCGCCUCUGCUGCUUCUGCUGCCACGCAUUCUGCGCAGACCGCACUGCACCACGCCGCGCACCUCUCCACCCACCAGCACCGCUUUCCCUUCCACAGACACUGGGGGCAGCGGGAGGAGGAGGAGCCGGAGCAGCUGUUAAGGCACGGGGUGCACACGCCAAGGCAGUGGAAAGGCCUGGGCAUACUCCCUAGUGCUAAUAGACUUCAAAGUGCUGCUGGUGCUGGUGCUGGCGCCAGUGCUGGUGGUGCUGGUGCUGCUGGUGCUGUCGAUGGUAGUUAUGCAGCACCUGCUGGUGCUGGUGCUGUUGUUGCUGGCGCUGUUGCUAGUGCUGGUGCUGGUGCUGGUGCUGCUCCUGGUGCGAGUCGUGCAGUGGUUGCUGCUGGUGUGGGUGCUGUUGCUGCUGGCGGCUCUAGGCUGACAGGAUACGCCAAAGAGGACUAUGCAUCUCUCAUUGAUUACGCCCAAGCCAAGGGGGGCAAGGACGCACGGGAUUGGCUUAGAGAGAACGUCAUGCCACGUCAGCGGAGGAAACACCUCUGGGGGAAGUGGGGAGGGAGGAGAGGGGGGGAUAGGGGCGAGAAGAGGGAGGAGGGGGGCGACAGGGAAGGAACGAAAGGGAGGGUUGUGGGGGAGAGUAGUAUGAGGAGCAGUGGAGAGCGGUUAGAGGGAGUAGAGGAGGUGGAUGACGAGCCACAGUUGCAAGAGGAGAGGGCUGGUAUGGAGAGAUCUUCUGUAGGCGGGGUUAAUGCUGGUUCUUCCAAACCUAGAACCAAGCCUAUCCUUCGCAGGUCAUUUUCCGAUACUUCCUUUGCUAGAAGCUCGGUAGGUUCAGGUGGUUUGGCAAGAGGAGGAGCAGCAAGAGGAAUAGCAGUAGCAGCAGAAGGAGGAGGAGGAGCAGCAGAGAUCGUUGAGGAGUCAGGUGGAGUCAAGGCUGCUGGGGAUUUACUGGAUAACUUAUCGGGGGGAUCCGCAGGGGCAGAAUCUACAGUGGCACCUGCUACAGUGGCACCUGGUACAGUGCCAUCACUACCCACACACUCCCUUGCGUCACAGGCAGGAAACAGCUCGAAGAUAGGAGGAGGAGCCGGAGCAGGAGAAGGCGAAGUCAAGCAAGGGGAAAUGGCAGGGCAGAGCAGCAGUAUUUGCAGCAGCAAACCUGCAGUCAAGGAAUCACACCCCCCUGAGCCACAUGCUGGAAACAGCUGGGAGCAGGGAGCAGGAGCAGGGGUAGGCGAAGCCAGGCAAGGGAGAGUGGCAGGGCAGAGCAGCAGUAUUUGCAGCAGCAGCAGCAGCUCUUGGGGAAAGGGUAGUAGCAGUAGCAAUCGCAGCAGUGACAGCAGCAGGAGCAGCAGCAGCAGCAGUAACGGCAGCAGUCCGUGGGUGAAGUCAGCGCACGAGGUGCAAGGGGCGUGGUUCUUGGUGUCUGGGGUGGCUGGAUUUGUUGUAUCGGCCAGCAGGCACGGGCACUGCAGGACCAAGAUCGAGCUCCCUCCGCAGGAUUCCGAGGCGCCUCAACAUGCAGAUGCUGCUGCUGCUCCUCCUGCUGCUGCUGCUGCUGAUGCUGUGGCUGCUGGCGCUGGUGCUGCUGGCGUUGGUGCUGCUGGCGCUGCUACUGCUGCUGCUGGUGCUCCUGCGGAUGCUGCUACUGAUGCUGAUGCUGAUGCUCCUACUCCUGCUGCUCCUCCUGCCCUCACUGCUCACUCAAGCCAUCUUCCUCCCCUCCCUGCCACUGCCGCCCCUGCGUCCCUCCCCGCAGUGCGUGCUGGCAACUGUGCUGCUGGAGGGGGAGGGGACACCGAUGGGAGGGGACCGAGUGGGACAGACCAAGAACCAUCACUCAUAGUGGCGGUUGCCUCUGCUGCUCCUGCUACUGCUGCCGCCGCCACUGCUGCUGCUGCCACCACCACUGGUGUUGCUUUCUCUUCCGCUGGUGCUCCUGAUGCUGCUGCUGCUGCUGCUGCUGCUGCUGCUGCUGCUGCUGCUGCUGCUGCUGCUGCUGCUGCUGCUGCUGCUGCUGCUGCUGCUGCUGGUCGUUCAACCGAUUCUGUCGCUGGUGAGGAGUCCCUUAGCGAAGGGAAUCAUGCGCGCCCGCCAACGCAUUCCGCGACGUCUCAACAGCCACGUGCAUUGGCGUCGCACGACAUGCGCCCGCCCGUGCAGCAAGUGCGCAUGCGCGGGGCGCUCUCCCUCUUAUCCCGCGUCCCCCGCCGCAGCAGCAGCGCCAACGACGUGGCUGCAGCAGCAGCAGAAGCAGCAGCUGAUAUAGCAGAGGACAGCAGUGGGGGAAGCAGCAGUGGUGGUGGUUGGGGUGGUGGUGGGAGCAAACGAUUCAGCAGAGGGGUUGCCGCUGCUGCUGCUGCUGCUGCUGCUGCUACUGGAGAGAACGCAAGGAGGAGCGCCAGCGGGGGGGCGGUGCAUGGCAGGAGUGCUAGUGCCAGCCGGCCGGCUUGGCUGGUGGAGCAGGAGCAGGAGUUCCCAGGGGAGGUGUAUGUGAUGGGCAAGGUUGUGCAUAUAGUGAGGGAGGAGGUCAGGCCUGCCACGUCAGCAGCAGUGAGCAUGCGGAGGAAAGCGGCAGCGACAACCCCGAGGAGCGGGGAGGGAGGAGGAGGUGGGGGGAAAGAGGGUGGCAUGCCAGGUGGGAAGGAGGAGGGGAGCGCGAGGAAAGGGGGAGGAGGGGCAAGCAAACAGGCAGAGGUUUCUGCGAGGUCUUUGGAAAUCGCUGAGGCUGAUGCAUCGAGGACUGGUUUGCGCAAUAGUGGCGCGGUCCACAUUUAUAUUAUCGAAGGUGACGGUAACGCAGAAGGAGUGAGACAGAGCGGCGACGACUGGCUGCACUGCGAGGCAGGAGCUGGUAGCAAAGCAGGCGGCAGCACGAGUGUAACGAGACACGGUCUGGGGGACGCUGGUGCAACAGCCUGGGAGAGUGGUGUAGUAUCGGGGGAGAGAGACGGAAGUGACGGACGGGAUGGACGGGACGGACGGGCCGGACGGGAUCGAAGGACACAGAAGAGUGACAGAGGGACGCAAGAAGGACCUGAUGAGAACGGACACAAGAUACUGCAAGAGGUCGCGGGGGUUGUGGGGGGUUCCCAGGAGGAGCAGGUGCUGGAGGCGGCAGCAGCCAGGCCGGGGCUCCUGGAGACGUUCCGGUCGCUGGCAGGCAACCCCUUUGCCUCGUCGCGCCACCACGUAUUGUUUAUUCCGAGGGAGUCGCUGCGAGACAUGGUGGUGUCGCCCUCCAUGUUCCUCGACCACCUCCCCUGGAGGAUGUCACAUGCCUUUAAGGAGCUUCUUCAAGACCAUAACAUCCCUGCAUGAUUGCACGGUCUUUUGAAGAGUGACGGUACAUAAAGCAGAGAUGUAUUGUGUCUAAUUCUAAUUACUUACGCAUCUUAAUUUUGUGUAACGUAAUAUAAAACCUCCAGCUGC